Etheostoma spectabile (orangethroat darter) is the source of this 3959-nucleotide messenger RNA. It is a transcript of the gene cmn, whose product is annotated as calymmin. The transcript has 56 exons. Lineage: Eukaryota; Metazoa; Chordata; Actinopteri; Perciformes; Percidae. The record is from RefSeq and is a predicted model, not a curated record. Bases 106 to 3663 code for a protein of 1185 amino acids.
GCCUCACAAUCAGGGUACAUCGUCCACUCCAGAUCCUCUGCUUUACUCUCCUCAUUCUCCUGCUGGGUCUUCAACAUUUUGGGCUUUUCUCCCUUCAGGUCCACUAUGCUGGGACGACUACUUCUUCGGAGUGCGGUGAUCCUUUGGCUGGUGCAGACAGUGCACACACUGGGUUAUGGAACUGGAUCUGGAAUAUCCAAUGGACAGGGCCCACAACAUAAUGGAAAGAAACAUCUGAAUGGUGGUGGACGAAUGGUGAUGCCAUCAAAAGGUGUGGGCCAGGCAUUGGGUGCACAGAAUGGAUACGGUGGAUACCCAACAAAAGGCAUAGGCUAUGGUGCAGCUGCUGGUGGAACCAAUGGAGGAGGGACAAAAGGCUAUGGAGCAACAGCUGGUGUAAACAAUGGACAAGGAGGAAAUCCAGCAGUUUUACCCAAUGGACACGGUGCAAAAUCUAAUGGAUAUGGUGUUCAAGCCGGCCCAACCAAUGGACACCAUAUGAAAGGCAAUGGCUAUGGUGCAGCUGCUGGUGGGACCAAUGGAGGAGGGACAAAAGGCUAUGGAGCAAAGGCUGGUGUAACCAAUGGACAAGGAGGAAAUCCAGCAGUUUUACCCAAUGGACAUGGUGCAAAAUCUAAUGGAUAUGGUGUUCAAGCCGGCCCAACCAAUGGACAACAAAUCAAAGGCAAUGGCUAUGGUGCAGCUGCUGGUGGGACCAAUGGAGGAGGGACAAAAGGCUAUGGAGCAAAGGCUGGUGUAACCAAUGGACAAGGAGGAAAUCCAGCAGUUUUACCCAAUGGAUACGGUGCAAAAUCUAAUGGAUAUGGUGUUCAAGAUGGCUCAACCAAUGGACAACAAAUCAAAGGCAAUGGCUAUGGUGCAGCUGCUGGUGGGACCAAUGGAGGAGGGACAAAAGGCUAUGGAGCAAAGGCUGAUGUAACCAAUGGACAAGGACAGGGGGAAGCUGGAAGUAAACCUAUGAAAGGAUAUGGACGACCACUUUAUGGGGCAGGUCAAGGCAUGGGGAUGGGAGCUUCCAGAGGUCUGGGAGUACCUCAGCUAGCCAGGAACCAAGUGUAUGGCGGUAAUGGUUAUGGAGGUCAACCCAUGGGAGGCUAUAAUGGCGCUUAUGGCAACACUGGUUUGGGUCUGAGACCUCAGUAUGGUAACGGAGGAAUGAAGGGGCCUAAGUCAGGCUAUGGUGCUGCAGCUGGUGUACCCAAUGGACAAGCUGCAAGACCCAAUGGUUAUGCUGGAGCCAGAGCCCCUAAUGGGAAUGGAGCUGUGCCAAAUGGUUACGGUAAUAUUCCAAACAGAUAUGCUGCCAAAGCAGACGGUUAUGGAGCCACCAGAGGAGAUGCAUUGAGACCCCAACCAGGUUAUGGAAAUGGAUUUGCCCACAACGGAUACGGAGCUAAACCCAAUGGUCAUGGAGUUAAGAAUGGUGCUGCAGUAGGUGGAUAUGGAAGUAACCCCAAUGGCUACGGAGUGCCAGGCGGAGGCUCAAACCCACAAACUAACAAAGGAGUUGGAGCACUCGGCUAUGGUGGUCCUGCUGGUGUACGUAACGGACAGUUGGCUAAAGCAGCCAAUACUGACUACGGCAUGAUGCCAAAUGGGAAGGGUACAAUGGGUGCAGGUGCGUCCAAUGAAAAGGGACUAAAAGGGGGAGUUCUCUCUCUUGGGCAGCCGAGUGCAACACCAGAGGAGGUUGUCGCACCUCCACAAGUUAUAACUGAAGUUGCAGCACCUGUUACCCCCGAGCCGACGAGUGGUAUCCUUGUUAUGGUGACCCAAAAGAAAUAUCAAAAGCUGCCUUCACCUGUGCCGCAAGGAAAAAGCUACAAAAAGACCCCACUUAUCCUUCAGGCUACACCACAACCAGCACCAGCGAUUCCUCAAGGCAAAGGCCCAAAGCCUGCAUCUGAACCCACAGCUGAACCGGCACCCAUGGGUCCACAGGGCAAGGGUUGGAAGGCAGCCAAAUCUGGACCCGCACCAGUGGUUCCCCAGAAUAGCCCAGCACCAGAGCCGGCAGCAGUCCUCCCUCAAGAGAACGGAGGAGGAGCUUCCAUCUCCAAGGGACAGGGAGCUAAACCUGACUGUGGACCAUCAGGAGUACCAAAUGGACAAUGGAUGAAAAUACCGAGACCUGGUUACAAUGCAGGUUCUGAAGCGUCCACUGGCACAAACACAAAAGGUUAUCAAGCAGGAUCCGGUGUUCCAAACGGAUAUGGUGCCAAACCCAAUGGUUAUGGAGCAGGAGGCUACGCUGUCCCUGGACUCAACAAUGGAUAUGGAGCUGCAGGCCUUGGAUAUCCUUAUGCCGGGAAACCUAAGCAGCCUGGUUACGGGCAAGGAGCGUACCUUGGAGCUGGAUAUGGAAAUGCAAAUUCAUACGGAGGAAAUGCAGGUCUGGGUGAAGCAGGCCAGUCCAAGCCAGGGUAUGGAAAUGGAAAUGGCUACAGUACGGGUGUACAACCUGACUAUGCAAGUCUUGGCCAAGGUGGACCCACUGCUAAUGGAAAAUCAGGAAUGAGCCAUUAUGAGCCUCAGCCUGCUGGCCUCGGUCCAAAUGGAAAAUUGGGCAGCAUGAAUGGUGGAAUGGGUGGCUUGCCUUUUGGCAGUCAGACCCUGGGAAUGGGUGCAGAGAUAUCAAACACGAAAUACGGCAUUGGUGGGUUGCAAUUUGGUGGACAGCCCUUCGGUACAGGGACUAAUGGUGCAGGAAAGUAUGGUUAUGGUGGGAGCCAUUAUGGGCCUGCUGGUGAUGGCAAAUCACCUGGAAAAUAUGGAUAUGGUGGGUUCCCCAAUGGUGGGCAGCUUCUCGGUCUCGCCAGUAAUGGAAAUACAGCCGGCCAAUAUGGUUAUGGAAGAAUGCCUUAUGAAGCUCAACCAGCUGGACUAAGCCCUGAAGCCAUAUCUACUGGCAAAUAUGGUCUGGCUGGGUCACCAUAUCAGCCUGAACCUCUUGGACAGAGUGGAAUAUUAACAGGCACAUAUGGUGGCGAUGAAGUUCCCUAUGCACCACAAACUCUUGGUUUUGGGAGUGAAGCCCAAUCUUAUGGGAAAUAUGAUAACCAGGGACCGUACCAGUCGCAGCCCAUUGAAUCGGCAUCUGAAGGCAGAUCUGUUGGAGAAUAUGAUGCAGCUGGUUUACCAUAUGAGCCCCUGCCUCUUGAGCCAGAUUCGGCUGGAACAUCUCAUGAGAAGGGAGCGGUAUCGACACCAGCAAUUGCAGUCGAAGGCGAAGGGAUGUCCGAUGAUAGAUACGAAAAUGUGGGCUAUAUAAACGGACAAGUGCAGCCAGAAGUUGUUGCAUUUCCUGUAGCUCCUACUCCCAGCCCUAGCCUGGCCUACCCCACUGUCCCAUCCUAUCUGCCUGUGGAGGCCUUCACACCUGAUGUGGUGCCUGGAACGGGUGUUGAGGACCUGCCCAACCCAGCAGGCACAGCUGGCCUCGCCCUUGACUCCGCACCUGCUACAGAAAUGCAGGGCGGGGCUGAGGUGCCAGAGCAACCUGAUGAGUUGCUUCAUCAAGAGCAGCUGCCACGUCAGAUUCACAUUCAGCAGCAUCUCAAACUGCAUUUUCACCCACAAGGAGCAAAGAACAACAAAUAUGACUUGAAUGGCUUCUUUGGGAAUAGUGGCUACCAAGGUUAACCCUGCAGACGACAACAAUAUCUUUUUGUUGGCGUAUAUUUUUUGAAUGUUUCUUAAUUGUAUAUUUUUAUUUUCUUCUGUUUGUCGACUAGUCCUGGUAUUUUCUUGUUUGUUUGUAGAGAUAAAAAAAGCAUUUAAACAUUUUGAGUUGUUAGGUUUUCUGUUCAUGUGUAUUUUUGUGCACCCUGCAUUACCUUCUAAUUUAUUUUGCAUGGGAGAGGGUUUUUUACUACUUGUGGCAGACAUCUGUUUAUUAUUGUACAGAAUUUGAUUGAAUAAAACCAUUCAUGAAUACU